Molecule: messenger RNA, 1788 nt
Organism: Drosophila serrata
Lineage: Eukaryota; Metazoa; Arthropoda; Insecta; Diptera; Drosophilidae
Cellular component (GO): plasma membrane
Molecular function (GO): protein binding
Source: RefSeq, a predicted model, not a curated record
AUUUCUGCCUAAAUAUUUUAUUCCCAACUAAAAUCUUAGCUUUUGUGUCACUGUGCAGCUCUGCUGAGUCACUUGAAGCUCUGCUUGGCACUUGCUCGGUUCGCCGCUUGAUGCCAGUUGUCGUGUUAAACUCGCUGUGUGUUGAACGCUUUAGUUUUCAUUUCAAAUGUGUGGGAUCGGUACAGAUUUGUGUUAAUUCAUCUAAGUCCAGAUCGGAGAUAAUCAAAAUAAUCAACUAAUUGCCAUAUUUAUGGUGGGUCAUUCCAUAAUUGCUGAUUUGAUACAUUUAGUUUGAAGAUUUUACAUAAUUUGCGUUCAGUUAGCCUCAGGAUGUUGCCGCUACAUCUCCUUCUCCUGCUGGCCGUAGUUGCACCCUCGUGGCAGGAGAAUGCCACUGUAAUCCAUAGUCAUACCUAUGUGACCAAGGCGGGCUGUGAGGCUCUGAUCAAGGAGCCCAGUCUUUGCGAGUGCCAGGAUCAGGAGAUCAAGUGUGAGAAUCUUGUGCUUCACAGUGAUAAUACCCAGCUAUAUGGCAUCACCUGUACUAUCUUCGAUGCCCGGGGAUUUGGAUAUAUACCAUCGCUCAAGGUGGGCAAUAUUGGUUCUUUGAUGAUCCAAAAUUGUGCGAUACCCAAUGCUGAGAGCAUUAAAUACUCUAGUAAACUGGGAGUAUCCAACUACACAGAAAUGGAGAUUUUCAACUAUUUCGAUCCCAAGAAGAAUGAUCGCGGCGAGAUUCUGCAACAGUAUUACACGGAUCACGAGAGUCUGAAGAAGGUCUCCAUCAUAGGAUUCAAGUCCACACUGCCUGCUAAUUUUCUGGAGCAUCUGCCAGCUCUUAAGCAACUUUCCCUGAAAGGCAGUGAUUUACCUGGAGCCAUCCUGCAUCUGCAGAACCUCACCCAUCUGAAUAUUGUGGUCAAGAAUCUGGGCAAGGUUUCGGGUCAGAUCUUUGCCAAACAAUCGAAAGUGCGUCAUUUGAUGAUCGAUUGUGAUGAAAAUAGCAGCGUGGAGAUGUCUGCCUUUGGGCCACAGGAUCUGUGGCACAUGACCGAACUGCAGUCCGUGGAGGUAUUUAAUUGUGGUGAUAAUGUGCCCACCGAACUGUUUUGGAUGUCGGAUCAAUUGGCUUACAUAGGCAUAAGGAGCAACAUUAGCUAUCUAAGCAAGGAUUUUCUCAAGUCGCAAAAGAAAUUACUUACUUUGAGAUUGGAGAAAAAUAAUAUAGCCAGAUUGCCGAAUCAGUUAUUCCACAAUACCCCCUUACUACUGGAGAUACAUUUGGCCUUUAACAAUUUGGAUCGCAUUCAGAGGUAAUGGCCUUUUGACAAGCUGAAGAACCUUCAGGUUCUCAAUUUGGAGCACAAUCCGAUAACCACAAUUGCCCUGAAUGCCUUCACACAUAUACCCACUGCCCAUAUCUACGUGGGUAAACUAUUUCGGGCUGCAAAAGACAAUGCCGCCGACUGGGCUCGUUCCACGAAUGCCACCAUCUGUGAGGAGGAAUUCAUCUACGGAGUAUGCAUCUACUGCAAACGCGAUGAGUAUCUGCAUCAUUUUGCCGACUCGGAAAAUUGCAACAAGGUGAAUCCAAAGGCCAAGGAUGUGCUGGCCAAGAAGGCCUACGAAAAUCAGCUAAAGGCAAUGACCACCAACUCCUGGAAAACGACCAAGGAAUAUACCGAGAAGGAGGACCAGCCCUAAGUACCAACGUUCUUCACUAUAAUUUUACGCAUCAGUACUAGUUAGUAUAUAUGGAUUUAUGUAUUGUUUAUGUAUGCAACUAUA